AAAAACGCCGAGGAAAUAGCGCCGGCGCAUUUUAAAUUUGUGCAAGAGAUGGCAGACCGGUUUAUAAUAUUGGUUCGAUAUAGCGGAAUACCGCACCCCGUGGAUUGGUUGCAGCGGUUGAAGGCGUAUAGAAUAAAGAUCCGGUACACCACUAAUACUGAGGGCGUAAUUAAGUGGAUAGAUAAUAUGUUGUUGUAUAGUAAUAUUCGAUUUAGCAUGCCCUAG
This is a messenger RNA of Mytilinidion resinicola, 225 nucleotides long. RefSeq lists its product as uncharacterized. The record is from RefSeq and is a predicted model, not a curated record. Lineage: Eukaryota; Fungi; Ascomycota; Dothideomycetes; Mytilinidiales; Mytilinidiaceae. The annotation marks the transcript as partial. The transcript has a single exon.